UCCAGUAUCACCACAUUCCACUCCAUCUUUGAGUAGGAGCGACAUUGCAGGUGCUGCGACUACUCGUACUCGAACUCGAAAUGGCUCCCGUAAGGUCAACAACAGUAGCACAGGAUUCUCUUCGCUUUUACCUAGAACCCUAAACUUACCACAUAGAAUAGUCUCUUCUUAUGCAGUACAACUCUUUACUCUCAUAAUGAUAUAUUCAUUUUGCAUAACGACUGUUUUUUUUAUAUUCUUCGUCUCGUACCUUCUUACGUUUUACGAUGAUACCCGGAAAAUGCUACGAAAUUCACGCGCUUGGGCCAAAUUAAAAAGCGGGGUUAGAGAAAAGAUAUCUAUGUUAGGCGAUGAUUGGGAGGACUUCCUGCAAACUUAUUUCGAUCAAUCUUGUGAAGGUGUAGAUGCGAACAAGAAUGGUCACCUUGGUGGUUCAAACAUGAACAAUCAUGGACAGAAUUUUUUCGAAGGAAAACAAGACGAAUGGGAAGAAUGGCUCAAAUGUACGAUAUUUAAAUUUAUUACGACAGUCGCAGGUCAAGAUGCCACAAUUAAAUUCCAACAAUCAGCUGCUUCAUUCCAAUCCUCAUUUUUUGGUCGUCCAACGACAGCAGCGGGCGAUGGUGGGAAACGAUGA
Scutellospora calospora is the source of this 637-nucleotide messenger RNA. The record is from the annotation of a GenBank genome assembly. NCBI's taxonomy places the organism in Eukaryota, Fungi, Glomeromycota, Glomeromycetes, Diversisporales, Gigasporaceae.